UUAUCAUCUAAAUUUUGUAGUUCAUUCUUCAGAAGAAACUUCAUGGGUUUCCACACAAAAUCGCCGGACCGAGUAACUCAUGAAGAAGAAGAAGCAAAUAUAGGAGUUGAUAAUCAACCAAGAGAAACGACAUCAACAUCUCUUAAUAGGUCACAAAUUAUUAAGACAAGAAACUGGUGGAUUUGUAUCUUUGUCUGCUCGUGUUUGGUCGUAGCAGGACGUGUUUUAUCCACCCUUCUUUUAAACUUCUACUUCAUCCAAACAGGACGAGAUGUUUGUGAUGACCCAAAGCAAUUUAAAGGCACAUGGCUCCAGUCUAUGGUCCAAAACGCUGCGUUUCCUUUUACAGCCUUUCUUCUUCUCUUAUGGCGUUCUUCAUUUUCCACCCAUAGUGAAACUUCCUCUUCUUCUUCUUCUUUUGGCAAACUCUUUCUUCUUUACAUCUCUCUCGGCGUCCUAUUUGCGGCUUAUAGCCAACUCUAUGCAAUUGGGCGAACGCAUUGUGUGUUCUUCUUGUGGAUCUUUACUUCCCAAUUGAUUUUCACUUCCAUAUUUACAACAAUUAUCAACAAACAAAAAUUCAACCGUUGGAUCAUAUUAUCCAUGGUCCUUUCUGGAGCUGCCACAGGCUUAGGCAUUACAUCUUCAGGUGGCGCCUAUAUUCCCUGCGAAAAUGAAGGCUCAAAAAUGAGUAACGGCGCUUGGUGUGCCUUCUUUGGCACGGUAGCAUUCUCUUUAUCUUUAUGUAUCAUGCAAUUAGGGUUCCAAAAGGUCAUACCGACUACACAGAGUAGAGUUUCCGCGGUGAUUCUAAUGCAAACCAAUGCUUCUAUGAUUGCAACGUUGAUAUGUUUGGUUGGAUUAUUCGUUAGUGGUGAAUUCAAAGAUAUAAAAGAAGAUUUUGAGACGUUUAAGAAGGGGAAGCCACUUUAUGUCUUGAGUCUAAUUGGAUUAUCGCUUGCGUGGCAAGUAAUGUCUUUAGGGCUUGUGGGGCUAGUGUGUUUGGCUUCUUCUCUUUUCUCUAAUGUUGUCAGCUUCUGCUCAACGCCAUUAGUAAACAUUCUCCUUGUGUUGGCGUUUCGGUUUACGGAUGCCGACGUUAAAUUUUUUAAGGAAGGAGCUCUGGUAGCUGGGAUUCUUGGUUUUGCAUCUUAUGUGUAUUCCUUGUAUAAGUCUACCAAGAAAAAGGAAAUAGCAAGCCAAAGCCAAACAACUAGAGUAUGAUUAUAUUAUAUUGAUCAUAUGAAUUUAUGUGUGUGUAAUUUCUGUUGUUAUACACUUUCAUGUGAUUCAUACUGUUACUCAGUGUUUGUCCAUUUCACUAAUGUUCGAUAGCUUUCGUCUAUCUUGUAAGUUGUAACUACGCCUUAUAAUGGUGAGUGUUUCUUCAAAUAAAGCUACAGGAG
Molecule: messenger RNA, 1406 nt
Organism: Arabidopsis thaliana (thale cress)
Lineage: Eukaryota; Viridiplantae; Streptophyta; Magnoliopsida; Brassicales; Brassicaceae
Gene: PUP19
Product: purine permease 19
Exons: 2
Coding region: 43-1224 (393 amino acids)
Biological process (GO): purine nucleoside transmembrane transport; purine nucleobase transmembrane transport; transmembrane transport
Cellular component (GO): membrane
Molecular function (GO): purine nucleoside transmembrane transporter activity; purine nucleobase transmembrane transporter activity
Source: RefSeq, marked reviewed